Spirometra erinaceieuropaei is the source of this 33220-nucleotide messenger RNA. Lineage: Eukaryota; Metazoa; Platyhelminthes; Cestoda; Diphyllobothriidea; Diphyllobothriidae. The record is from the annotation of a GenBank genome assembly.
AUGGUGAUUCCGCCGCCUCUUUGUACUACAUCUAAGCGCUCCCUCUUCUUUGCUUCCAAAUAUGCCUUCCUUUGGAAUAUCUUCCGCCUGAAAUUAGAUUAUCGCCUAGGUUACUGAUAUUCAAGUCGAAAUUACGCAACCAUCUUACACCGGAAAGCAUAAAGGCACUGUUAACGGUCUCAUUCCCGAACACUCAGAUUCUUGACUUCGAGAAGGGUCCUCCUGGGAUUUAGUGGUAGAUUAAGUGGUAACUCUUGAUUAUAUCAUUAGAAACCCCUGUUUUAAUUUGGUUUCUAAAUCCAUUGCUAUCCUUCCCCCCCCAUAGCGACAAUUUUCGCGGUUUUUGGUAUCGGCUCCCGCAUUCCGACCUCAUGCGGUCUGUCGACACUCACGGCGGAUCCGUCAGUCUUCACUGUUUACUAGUAGUUCGGUCGUACCUCCCUUCCUCACUGCUCGGCUGAGCUCGAAGCGUGCUGUGGCCGAUCGCAUCUCGGUUCCUCUCGUCUAGCCUCUUUGACGCGGCGUAUCAAUCCGGCCCAGACGAUCUCAGUUGUGAAUCCCGUAUACAAUGCCAUUUGCAAGCCAGUCCUGUCUGACCCACAUGCGUACCCAUCAAGGCGGACAUUUAUUGAUACCCUGACGAUGACCGACAACAUUCCGUUAUAUACCGCCACCUACAGGCCAGUCCUGCUCGCUUUUUUCUGUUAUUAUUUUUAAAGAGGGGUUUUUUUCUCCUGUAAAAUUAAUCCAGUCAUUUUUAACUUUUUCCAAAGAGUUUUUUUCACCCCUCAAUCAUCAUGUUUCUCAAUGGACUUCUAAUUCAGAAACUAUGAAUUGCGUUUUGUAAAGAUUCGGCCUACCUCGUCUAAAACUCGCAUGUAAAUUUAUUUUAACUUGCUUUGAUGGGACCCCGACGGGUCUUUAAUAAAAAUUAUCUAUCUAAAUUUAUCUAUAUGCCCUACCGAAGCAAAUCACUAACGAGUAUCCUCUGACAGGGGUAAGUUAUUCUUAUAAACCCAACUUGACCCCUGGUAAUAAUAAAAACUUAGCAAAGAAAUGGACAGAAGACAAAUAAUAGAAGAGGUCAUGCGUCAUUAAGCAAGCUGAAUAUUUUAAUAAAGGAAAGACGCAAGGGAACAAAGUGAGAAGCAUGAUUGCAAAAACGCGAUCCCACCCUCCGAUCCCAAGUACAAACAAUAUCCUAUUUUUAGAAGAUCUGAUCUUCAUGAUGCCCUCACUGAAUGCGCUCCAUCGACGCUCUUGGCGAAGCCUUCUAUGUUCGCCAUAUACUAGUAAUCUGGUCGCAUCUCCUUUGCCCUAUCCUCGGAUGGACUCUGAUGAAUGUAACAGACCGCAUCUGGGUUCUUGUCGCCUCGAGACUGGUUGUCAUCGUGCCCUUACAGAAUGCGCUCCAUCAGCGGUCUUGACAAAGCCUUCUAUAUUCGCUAUAUGCUAGUAGUCUGGUCGCAUCUUCCCCCAUGCUCGAAUGGGCUCGGUUGAAUGAAACCGACCGCAUCUGGGUUCCUAUCAGCUCGAGACUGGUUUUCAAUUUCGCCACUUAUUUUUCUUAUUCAAGGCGAUACAGGCCAGUACUGACCGACCCGCCUACGUACCAUUUUAUUAAAUUCAUUACACAAUGCCAUAUACAGCUGACAUUUAUUUCGGCCAUGUUAAUGUCGGACUAUAUUCCAUUCUGUACCGCCACAUGCAGGCCAGUCCUCCCUGCAUUUUUCUGAUGUUAUUUUUCUGAGGGGUUUUUUUUCUCCUGUUAAAUUACUACAAUCAUUUUUAAAUUUUGCUUUGGAGUUUUUUUUCACCCCUCGUUUUUUCAUUUUCAUUUUGCUUAACGGACUUCUAAUCUCAAAUCUAUGUAUUGCACUUUGUACAGAUUUUGCCUACCUAGUCUAAAAUUCGCAUGUAAAUUUAUUUUUACUUGCUUUGAUGGGACCCCGACGGGUCUUAAAUAAAAAUAAUUGAAUUGAAUUGAAUUGAAUCUUACUCGAAGGGAACUGGAGACAUUUAAACAAUUCAAGAUUACUGAAGUAGACGAGACCGCACCCAAGGUUCUCAGACAGUUUGUAACUGAAAUUUCUCCAAUUCUGUGAGUGUCUUUAAAAUUUGACAGGGGAACAUUUCCUUUCCAUUGAAGUCUGGCACAUGUUAUUACAUUUACAGUUGCAGCAAAUAUGGUAACCUGAUGUCCGUCGUUUGGGUCAGGCCACGCGUUCGAACCACUAACGUAGUUCUCCAUACAUAAUUCCCAGUAAUCACUGUCAUCCGAUCAUGUAAGCUUGGCAUGUGGCGUGACCGGCUUUUGAAGUACCUUGACGACACAGCCUAUGAAACUGUCUGCCAUGUUGCAUGCGACAUAACUGAAAUUUAUUUGCAAUGUAUCUAUGUAGAACUAGGGUCGGUCAAAGACGGAAGACGAACGCAAGUAUUUGAAAAACAAAAUCACUAAAAUAAGUAUGCAUACUGCUUUUACUAGGCAAUAUUUUACACGGUUGUUGGGCAUGGAAGGUCCAGUCUCGCAGAACAGACGACAGUCGGAAGAAGCUUCUUGCUGGGCGACACGUCGUUUUACAGCCCGCUCUCAGUUCAGUUCAGUUUAGUUUAUUGAGGGAAAUAGGUUUAAGCCUUUGAGUACCCUAUAUGCAACGUAAAAAAUGUGUGGUAUACAGAUAAAUGUUCUGGGCUGAAAUAAUUCGAACACGCCCAUAAUGGUGGGACAAAAUGAGAACGCGUUACAGGGGUGAGCGCUACUUCUCAUCGCUCUUGGUCAUUUCGAAACAUACAUAUGUCCAGAUUCUUCUUAAAACUUUGUAUAGAUGGUGACAUCGCAACAUCUGCGGAAAGCUCAUUCCAUGGUUUGACCAUCCGAACCGAGAAGGAGAACUUCCGCACAUCCAGCCGUGCCUGCUGAGUGCGCAGUUUUAGCGGGUGACCUCGGAGGUUGGUCGUGUUAGCAAAGUCAAACAAAUCCUCCAAGGUCAGACUGCAAUCCAACCCCUUAACAAUGCGGAAGGCUUGCAAGAGAUCCCCGCGAAGUUGCCUGUAACUCCAAAGAAAGAGGUUCAGAUUUACUAGGCGGGUUGCAUAAGGAAAGGAGCUUUGACCCCUAACCAUCUUCGUGGCCCUCCUCUGGACUCUUUCGAGGCAGUUUUGAUCCUCAACAGCCCACGGCCUCCAAGCUUGUAUGCCGUAAUCUAAAUGUGGCAGGACGAAUGUUCCGAAUGUCUUAGAAAAAGCUUCUUCGUCAAAGUCCAUAAACGCACGCUUGAUGGCGUAUAGUACGUACAUUUAGCUUUUAGCCAGCAUCGAACAGUGGGCGGAUAGUUUUUGGGAACUCAUCGUCAGCACACCGAGGUCCCAUUGGGCUUCGAACUCUUUCAAGGCUGCACCGCCCAGAAAGUAGUCUCUUGUGCUGGCGGAUCUGGCUGUGUUGCCUAGGCAAAGUAUGCUACAUUUGUCAGUGUUGAGCCGCAGGAGCCAACGGUUUGACCACUCCUCUAAAAGAUUCUGGUUCAUCUGCAGUUUGUCUUCGUCGGAAGGACCCCGAAUUACACUCCAUAUCUUCAUGUCAUCGGCAGACAUUGCCACUUCGCAGUCUAAAUCUCUUGCGGCAUCGUCCACGUACAUAAGGAACGAAAUGGGUCCCAGUACUGAACCCUGGGGGACACCACUAUCGACCAUAGCCGGAUCUGAUUUGCCCCGAGCGAUGCACACAACCUGGUGUCGACCCACAAGGAAGUUUUCGAUCCAUUUAUGGAAGUUGCCACUGAUCCCUAUUUUUUAAGCUUAUGUAAGAGCCUCUGGUGUGGCACAGUGUCGAACGCCCUCUGGAAGUCGAUGAAGGUUAUGUGGACCGCGUGCCUGUCGUCGAGAGGUCGGUUCCAGCUCUGGAGAGAUUGCAGCAAGUUUUUCAAGAAGGAUCUUCCUUUCCGGAUCCCAUGUCGGCAGUUGGAUAGCAGGCCGUGAACUUCCAGGAAUUGCAUCAGUUUUCUCUUUAUGAUCCUUUCCAUAACUUUGCAGAGAAUGCAUGUCAAGCCUGUGGGCCUGUAAUUUGUCGUCGCUGCCCUGUUACCUCCUUUGUGUAGCAGAGUAAUAUGCGUCAGCUUCCAAUCGAUAGGAAGUGUUCCAGUGUCAAAUGACGUUUGAAAGAGCAUCGACAAAGACCCAGAAAGCUCACUGGCAAGUUCUUUGAGAAGCUUGGGUGGAAUCUCGUCUGGUCCUGGCGACUUCGAUUCGUUCAAUGCCUCUACUUCUCUUCGGACAAUGCCUUCUGAGAAGAGCAUAUCACUGACGCUUGAGGUCGGCAGUUCUUCUGUGGAGGGAGGAAGGAACCUUGCCUCGUUUUUGUAGACUGAUUGGAGAAACCGUGAAAAAAACGCAAGCUUUAUCCCUACUAUCUCAUUCCCACUUAUCGGACCCCGUCAAUCGAACAAGGCAAAAAGUAUAAUUCUUCGUUUUGAUUCGUUGGAUGAAGUGUUGGGAAAAUGUUGGGCAAACUUCACUUACCAAUAUUUGAUUUAAUUUAUGUUUAUCGUGCAUUAAUAUGCUUUACAUGUUUGUUAGCAAACUAAAUGACAGCAGACUAGACACAAUGUUUUUACUCAUUUUGUCAAUUCGAAAUAGGAAUUCUCUAGAUUAGCUAUCGCCAUAUAAAUACCAGCGUCAUACAUAGUAAGUAGUGCGCGCGCAAACGCAUGUAGGAGCUAGAUUGUCCACACCUGAUCACCUGAAGUAGUUCCUAGUCUGUGAGAAUAUUGAACGGGGCUGAUGAGCACCAGUUUAAAUGUGUAAUAAGGUUACAAUAGAAAAUAACGAGUGCUGCAUGCACUUGUAUAAAAUUGGCGGCAUUCUGCCGAGUCUGGUAGGUCACCGGUGUGGAGAGCAGCGCUGGGGAAUACUGCGGGAGCGAGAUGCGAGAAUUCUGACUUUGAUUUAGAGAGGGCGGGACGAUCUGCGAAGAAGAUAGCUGCAGGGGUGGUUUCGACGACCGAGGGUGGAAGGAGUCCCAGCAUCUUCACUGGCUCCAGAUCACAUCGUCCACAUCCUAGGUUCUCACCUUCAUGAGGUCCUUAUUCCACUCAAACAACGCUGUCAGUGCUGGGCUGUGUUACACAAAUAGCCCAAUCCUAUCUUUUGUUUAGACAUCUCCCAUAUUCACUAAAUCACAAAAACAAUGGUGUUCGUCCCCAUUAAAAUUUAUCGGCCGUUUAGGCUCGCUUAGUUUCAUAUGUGAGUAGAAUCAUAAGCGUAAGGAUAGCGUGACUUCGUUAGCAGUUAUUCACGUCAUUCAUUUCAAAUGAAAGUUCAGUCAAGCUAAACAUCAUUUCACUGCAUACGUAGUGCCCUCAACUCUUGUCACACAUUUCGAGUACCUUGAACGCCAGCGUAACUGGACGGCCUUGAUAAUGCCCAUUGUUUUAACUUCCUUGAAUCGCGAUUCCGCUUUUUGCUACUUUUGCGCAUAGAGGAGUUAGGGAAGUCAUUCUGCGCCUACAACACACUCAAGUAAGGCGUUUUUUUCUCCCUGAAGAUUUUCACCGGAGAACGCACUUCAAUUAUGCAUCUAGUAAGGAAUUAUUCUAGUUAACUGCUGUCUCUUUUCUUUGCAAAAUAUUUUGUCCUUACUUUAUGUAUGACAUCUUCAAAGCAUAUAUUUGGUCGGCAUAUAAUAAAUAGUUUAAAAGCCUUUCUACCUAUACCGUUUGCUUAAGCAACGGUCGAGGCGUAUGCCUCGAGGCAUAUCAAUGAUAUUUUGUUUCGCAUUUGUUAUUGUGGAGUGUCAUGAAAUUUGGAAUUCCAAAUUUGGAAGUUCUAUUUGCAAGUUGUGCAUUUGCCGCUCUAAGCCCGAUUUCCAGCACACCUUUUUAACCAUGACUUUUUGUUAUCUACCGCCUAUGACCAAUAUUUAUCGCCUAGUUUUCGCUGGUGCCCACCUGAUGUAUUAAUACAUCAAUUGGAGGAAAAUUGUUUCGAGACAAUGUUUUUUUAAGAAUUCCCAGCAACUUCCUCACAUAAAAAUAAAGCCCAUCGGCUUCAUAGUACCAUUUUUCUCCGACUCGGUACUACACGCCAUAAGGGAAAUUGUAUUUAUCUGUUUUUUUGCACGCGUACAUUCUGGCCUGUCCAAGGUUAUGUUACGUAAUUCGCCAUGUUGCUUAUAAAACAGCUUUAUAUCAUGGACUGAACUUAUUUUUAAACUUUUCGGUUUCCCUGUCACACGGUUUUCAUUUUCAGAAUUAUCUUGCUUUGCCUAAUACUGUAGUAUCAUUAGUGAAUGAUUUACAGUUAUAUUUACUUCGGUGGCUUUAGAAAAAGAACAAGUGAGUUUCAUAAGAAAAGAUGCUGCUGUUUUGCCUCUGCUGGUUGGCAACUUUGUCAGGCCAGUGAAUCAAAUAAUUUCAUUUUCUCUUAAUCCUCACAGCUCCUGGCAAAUAGGCAUAACUUUAAUCUGCGUCUUGAAUGCGGUGAAAUUAUUUAAUGCUGUUUAUUUUUAUGAGUAACCACUACAUCCCACCUAACAUGACUAGACGUAAUUUAGUCCCAUGGUCUCAAAGGCAUUUGGCCGUACGAAGCAGCUGCGAAGCCGUAACGAACUACUAUUCUGCUGCAACUUCUUAAAUAACACUGCUUUUGAGUUUUCUAUCUCAUCUAAUUCACUUAGAAAUCUUAGUGAAUGUUGCGAUCACCCUCAAGUAACGUAUUCCUCAUUUAGAUUGCCCGGCCUAAGCAGUUAUCCUCUGUUUGCCUUCACGUUCUUUUAGGUCAAGUAAGGCUGGUGAGUUUUCUACGUUGCUUUAUAAUUCCCCGGAAAUUUCUUCUAGACAAGGAGGAAAGAAAACGCUGGCAGGUUCGAGACGCAUGUUUUAAUUUUAUAUUUCUUGAGUGUUGAACUGUUUAGCGUACCUUGAAAUCUCUCGAUAUUUACACAUGCCUUCGUUUGUGGCCAAUUUUUCGCAACUAAGCUACAUCGAAAAUAUCUGUUCUCUCCUUCACUUCCUAUUCACGCUUAGCAGCUGUACGCAAAUUGAAUAACUCGAUACAAAGCCAUAUGCCUACAGGGUAAAUCAAGCUGUCCGCGGUUUCGUGUACUUUUUGGAAACCAGUUACUUCCAAGUCAAACUGACCUUACAAAAUUUUAUUGUCUAUUACUUGUACUCGGAAAUAUUAACUCCCACACACACGCACUCCUUAACACGACAUCAUACAGCUGACAUAAUACCCCUUGUUUUCUGCAAACCUUUGAGUCGUUAUUUGUAAUUACUCAUCAUGCAAUCCUUUUUUAAACUUGGUUUAAGCCCAAGAACAAGAUGUGUUUCAAGCACCAUAUGUUGAGACUUAUAAGUAAAAAUCCCAAUUAAAGCCUUUCCCGAAGCUCAACGAUGUUAGCCGACCUUGCUGCCCAAGUUCUUCUUCUAGUAUCAUUAAAAAGAGGCCUCAGUAACAAAUUACUUUGGAAUGCCAGUUAAAACUAUGCCUGUUUUCAUCAGGCCCCUAUGGAGGAUAUUUUUCAUCACUUAAAGUUAACUUCUUUAUUUUUGCAACUGAAAGGGCUUGCGUGUCGUUAACUUUUGCAUCCUUGUACGUAGCUAGAGCACUCAAUUGUGACUUUAAAAUGGUCCAUUAGGCUUAUUUGGUUGUGCAUUUUACCCAGCGUGGAUCGCGUUCGGAAGAUCGACCUCUGCCUACACCUCCAUCAGCACAGCCGUCGGUUCAUGCGGACGUAGAUGCUGAAAGUGCUGCAGCGUGCGUUUUUAAACGUUUUGUGAAGCCAACUGUCUUAAUGCAUGUUCUUCACAUAUUUGCACACUUUUAUUUUUGCAUUUUUCAUUUCCGCCUCCCUUCUUCGCUUUUACAACCCGUACUAUGCUCAGACUGAAUUGCCACUGUUAUGUAUCCAGUUCUUCCCUCUUCUACCGUCUUGUGCGUUUAUACACGCAGGAGAAGGAGAAAAACCAGUGUGUUCCCGAGCCACCCAGGCAUUCUUCUUCCAUCCUGUGGACGUUGUAUCAUUUAGACCCUCUUCCUGUAUAGCCAAUGUCCAUCAUUUUUAAUGUUCCCUUACUACACGCCAUGUGGUUUGCAGCGAUGUCUCACGACAGAUAUGAAACUUAAUCUUCGUAGUUGCCACAUAGUUUUCUCCUUGUAAAGUAAAUAGCGUUGACGUUUUUUCUGCAAAUAUAACCUUUUCAAAUCAUGGAAUCCAGCUAGUCCCCCUCUCACGCCAAGUUUCAAACUAUCAUCUUCUGGUGUGUUUUCAUCGGUGGCGUGCCUUUUUGAUCUAGCACUCCCUAAAGACGUUAAUUUAGUCUUUUGACGUCUGAUUCAUCCGUGGAAUCAAUACUUUGCGUAAUAAACCUCUUUGUAAGUUUUACGGAGGGACCUUAUUGCAGCAGUAAUAGCAGAAGCAGACAGACCUUAUUCCAGCAGGAAUAGCAGAAUAGCAGUAGCCCAGCACUUUUGCAACUUCAUGAAUAUCGACGGGAAGUCGUGCUGUUGUACUCCAUUUGUCAGUUAUUUCGUCCCGCCAUUUCUUGCAGAAGAACAGCCUGCUUCGUCUUACCCAAAAUAGAAUCGAAUAACAGUAGAACGGGAUUUUCUCCUUGUUUUGGGUUCGUUGACUAUGCUGGUCCCAAAUGCUGUUCCUCGCUUUGUCUUUUGCGUUUUUUGAACGGUACUCUCAAUGGUUGAAAUUUUGUUAUCAGACGUUAAUUGCCGCUCUUAUGAAAGGAAAGUCAGACCUCAGUUUGUUGCCACUAUACAAACCAAGGACGACUAAACCGAAACAAGCAGUCCGUUGUCAACUACCACGUGCAAUUAUACCUGGUGCCGUUGUAUUCAUGUCUGUUCUACCUGGCGUCCUUGAUGUCGCGAGUUGUGCAUCUUUACAUAUGAAGACCUGCGACAGCGCAUAUGGAGAGUUCUGCCCAUGUUGUGCUCCAGUUACGAUGCACAAGUACAAAUCUGGGAACUGCCGCAAUGUCUGAACGAAUCUUGUCGAGCCAAGCUUAUACCUGAUCUCUUUGACGCCUCCAGGUGGCCAUCGACGCCGAUCAAAACAAGCAACACUGGGCUCAUGUGACGGACGACAAAGAACUACCAAAAAGGUUGUCAUUAUUAAAUGACUUGAAGUAUCCUCACGAUAUUGACGCAGUGACUACGACCUGUCUCUUUUGAGAGGAAGUCGAUGUGCUCCACUCGAAGGAUGGUCCUUAGACGACGGUGGUCAAUCACCUCUGGUCUUUCUUCCUCCACCUCCGGAAAAUGGCAGACAAGUCGGCUAGACAUGACCAGCAGAAAUAUUUGGAUGAACCAAAGGCCGCAAACGUUGGUAGCAUUCACAAACUCUACCAAGUUAUCUGUCAAGUUAGUAGUGAGUCCCAAACACUUCGUCACUCCAUUCACAACGUAGAUAUGGCUCUAUUGCUGGAAAUUCGGUCAAAUUCGAUCACUGACAUGGGCAUUUCGAGCACCUUCCAUACUUUGAUGAGCAACCCAUCACACCCUCGAUCUCCUCUACAGCGGAGUUUUAUCCCUCUCUAGCUUAUGCAGUGUUGUACGACCCUCCUUUUUGAGACGGAAGUCCCAGAUGCGAUACAGAGGUUACACAACCAGAAGACGCCCAUAGAGGACGGGAUUACUGGCAAAAUUAUAAAUCUUGCAGCAAAGCCCGGGUGCUCUCGGUUCUUGAGAUGAUUGAGCAAGCAUGGGGAGAUGAGGUAAUUCCUUGUGAUUGGGGCUGGGGCAUCCUUCUGUCCGUCUUCAAGAAAGGAGAUAAGACAAAGUGGGAAAACUACUGCGGUAUAAGACUCAUUGAUGUCGCUGCGAAGGUCUUUACUGUUGUCCUCAGACGAUUCCCGUCUGUGCCCGACUUUAGAACGAUGAUCAACCAAGCCGGAUUCCGGGCUGGGCGUGGAUGCGCAGACCAGAUAUUCACACUGAGACGUAUUCUAGAGUUCCGUCAUGGCUACCAGCAGCUGACGAUCGUCUGCUUUGUUGAUUUCUGGCUGUGCCCGAUUUCGUGUCGUCAGUCCAUGUGGUGAAUAAUGGAACUAGAUGGCGUGUCGUCCAAAAUCAUCGCCAUGAUCAAGGCCUUAUAUCGCUAACCAUUGCGCGAGUUCUCAUCCAUGGCGAUCUGUCCCACCUGUCCGACAUCCGAUAGGGUGUUCGAGAAGGUGGCAUCCUGACACCCAUUCUGUUGAACGACGUCAUUGACAGAAUUCACGGAAAAGCCCAACAUGAGUUUGACGAUGUGGAAUUAGCACGCGGAUGCCAGCUGACUUAGCUAGAUUGCACUGACAAUAUCGCAUUUCUAGUCUCAUGCUCUGGUGAUCUGCAGUCCACGGGACCGGUUCAACCGGCGUUGCCGACGAUGUCAACGAGGUCCUCCACUGAAAACGGAAGCAGACACGGUGACACGUCAGGUAAUCCACAAACGUUAGAAGGAACACUUUGCUUUCGAGUUGCAUCCCUGGCCAAGGGAAGGCAACCCCCGGGAUUAGUGACCGCGAAUCUGAAGAAGUAGACUAUUUAAAAUACCUCGAAACAAGACUGCUGCCAAACGGGCGGAGUAAGGACGACAUUGUCUCCCGAAUCGAUGCUGUUCACAUGGUCUUCUUAAUCCUUAGAAAGUGCCGAUGGACCCAACGCAACAUCUCUACCGCUAUGAAGAUCCGCGUGUACCGUGUACACGUCCGGGGGUCCUCCUCCACGGUUGUGAAUGCCAGGCCUUGCACGUAGAAGAUGAUCGAAGACUGGGAGCAUUUGACCACCACUGCCUGGGAACCAGCCUUCUACUAAAGUGCACCGACUUUGUCUCAAAUGGCGCAGUCCACAUUCGCUGCGACAAUAUCGCGAGGGUAUCUUCGGUCAUCCAAGGAAGAUGACCGAAGUGGUAUGGGCGCGUCCUUUGCCGUCCGCCACGGGAGCUCAGUUCUACUGGCCUCGACCCGGCGUUGUUGUCCACCUGGAGACGUCAAAGAGGAGGCCAAAUCAAAAUUUCGCUCGACGCAGUCCGUUGACAUGAAAGUUGUUCGUGGACCUUCGGUACUCGGUCUCCUUUGCUGCUGCAAAUCGUCACGCGUGGAGAGGUACAAUAAGUGAUAUCAACGAGACCGACUACAUCAGGCAGGAUCACAGCCGCACCAAGUACAAGUAAACACCGGUUUUUGUCCGUUUUCCACUCGCACAGCCCAGCACACACAACCAUCUAGGUGGACUUACCGAUGGAUGCCUGGUAUAUGUUGGUGUUUGUGGUGAUGGAGAUGUCGCGUCGGACCCAAAGAAACUUUACAGAGAUUGUGAGAACCCCGUUGGCGGAAUUUAUUCGAGGUACGAUAAAGGCCUUACGUUAUCCUUUCGACAACAUCCUCAUCACGAGGUAGUUGAGAUUCUUCUGAAUUAACCAUGAAAAACGGCGGUGUUCAAACCCACGACAGCAAGAGCAAAUACAUCCAACGCUCAAACCGCCUGUGCUACGAGGCCCUGACCGGAGGUCGUUAGUUUAAUCACAUUUUGGCCAAGUUGUCCGCCGAGCGUUCUGCAGCGUAUGGAAUCAACAGAGACCACUAAGUACAUCACGGUUGGGUCAAAUUAACCAUUCUAAUAUACCAAAAAGGCUAUUAAUUAGUGAGUCUGGUAGUCAUUUGGUGGAUUCUGUAUUGUAUAUCGAUUGCUUGGGUAAUCCUGCCUAGGCAGAAGCUUAUUGAAUAAGAAUGAAUAAAACCGGAGAACGGUUUGAUCCUCCACCUUUAAUGGAUAAACAGACCGAUUUAUCGACUAUUCACCCCCGGCACCAUAGGUUAUAGAUCAGCAUAAAUUUCGACCAGCUGGGCUUUUUCGUCAGCAUAGUCAAGAUCGGUCAGCCGAUUGCAAACCCAUCUCCGUCAACAGCAUGUAGAGGCCUUUCGACUAUCCAGCCCGUGACGCAGUCGAACAGAAUGGGCGACAGGAUACAACCUUGUCGACCUCAAGAUGGAAUACCGAACGGUUGAGAGGUUUUUAGGUCAAAACUCGCACAGUCGUGGAAUGGUUAUAGGCCCUGAUCAUGGGGGGGGGAUUUCUGCCAGAAAACAGUAUAGUUCAAUCAUUCAUAACAAGGACCCACAGUGGGCGGAGUUGAACGCUGCGACAAAGUUAAACAAACGGACGGCCGUCUGUUACUGGUAGUCAUGCCUGAGUUCAAGCAUACAUUGCAUUGUGAAUAUCUGGGCCACGCACGCAAGUCCACCACGAAGACCGGCUCGGUUGGGUCUCGUCCUUGAAUCACGCACAGUGAAAUCACCUGAGAAUGACAACGGCGGUGACUUCCAGGAACGUCGAUGAGGCCUCUGCCGAGGUAAUUCUAGCAGUUCGUCUUAAGCUUCUUGAAGAUACAUAAAAAUAUGUCCGAGCCCUACGCGUUAGGAACGGCCUUGUCUUCCCCUCCCCCCUCCCCAUUGACGAAUCACCCUAUCAAUCCAGAGCGGCAACAGGGCCACCAUUCACACUUCAACCUGGACAUCAUUUUCCGGAGUUGACGGAACGAAUCACCGUUCUGGGGCCUAACUCGAGCCAUCUGGGCAGACAGCUGUAAGGCAAUACCUCUGGUCCUGUCACUACGACGUCGUUUGUAGAAUUCAAGAAUUUUUUCGACUGCAUCGUGUGCUGAGGUCACCACUGAUGACCGUAUACCGCUACCUUAUGUUAGGGUCAUAAAGCGAGACUGAAUUUCUGUGCUUAGGCCCUCGAUCAUGCAGGGUUUAAAUAACUUUGCUGUAUGAAGGUGUCCUGCAAAUGUCAGCCUGGGUGCGAAUGAAGAGGGUGUUUUCAGCCGUGUGAGCAUGGAAACGUGGUCUGACCCAUGAGUGUUUCCAGUUUUGGUACUGGCAACAAACUAGCGGCGGAAGCAUAAGCUUACUAGAAUAUGGUCAGUCUGGCUGGCUAUGUGGCCAUCGUUUGAAUACGAGUUCAUCAGAUGUUCUUAGUGGUGCUGGAGGCGCAUGUCGACGGAAACAAGCCGUUCAUAAAAUGUCAGAGUUCUCAAUUGUCUCAUCGAAAACCAAGGUCAAAGCGCCUGUUGGACGAGUUGCCGAGUCCACUUCUGUCAUUCUAGUCCCCGGAAAUAAUAGUUGGAGCAGGGUGGGAGCGUUCUUCAACUAACUCCUGCAGCUGCGGGUAGGUCUCAUCAUCGCGUUCAUUGGCGGCUGAUUUUGGUACGUACACGGAAACGACAGAGAUGUUCGCAAAGUGACUCUUCUAUCGUACGUAAGCCAGGCGGUUUUUGGUUCCUCGAAAGCAGUGUGUUGCUUGCUCAUUUUCGGAGGGCGAUCGUCCAACCGUGUUUACGACAAUGGCGAUGUCAGCAGCUGUGAUAAAGGAUGAAGUGAGAUCUUGAUUUCUCAAGCACUGACAGGCAGCAGGCCUACGCGUUGUACUGAUGAAGGCUGCGUGUCGUCGGACUCUGGGUACCAAGGCCCAGGAACGUCCGCACCUCCCGACAUCCAAUACCAAGAGUCCGUUUCCAGCUGAGUAGCCCAGUCCGCAUACUGUUCGUCGGCACUACUGGACCGGGUUUGCGGAGCGCGUUAGCUCCGGCAGACGCCGUAGCAUGAGCCUUAAUACUGUUGUCGGACAUUUUCAUGAUUUUUUAACCAUCUUGAGUACGACAGGCCACCAAAAGCCGCCCGAAUUGUUUAUUCGCAAUCAUCUCUAGCUCUUUGACUCAAAUCCUAACAACUAGGCAGCGGGGGUGGACAAAGUUCUUUUAGAUGACGGUUCACGAUCGCCAUAUCACAGUGCUGCCACCAGGGUUUGGAGCGUUUUAUAAGACAUUCGGUUUGCCAGGCCUUGACCCUUUGCUCCCCGGUAGCGUUAUCUAUUCUGAUCCGCGACUAUUUAUUUGUCAGACCCGCAGUUAACCUUCGCCGAAAGCCGUUCCAUUAUUCGCUACCUCUACGCGCCGGGUAGGCAGCAGAUAGUCUAAUGGGUUGCUCGGCUUCCUUAUUACGUUUCGUAUACGGAAUGCUUUGUUCUUACAUAGCUUUAACGGAGAGCAAAUCGGUGAUCGGAUUGUCAAAACAAAACCAAAUGGUCCUAAUGUUUGUGAACCAUAAUCUCCCGUCUACUGACGGUCUGGAUCAAACUCACGCUUUCAACUUUGCUAUUGAACAAUGUUUGAAUGAUCUGAGAACUAGAUCUCCCGAUAAGUAGUCAAGCCGCUAGGCUUAGGUUCUUAAUUGGUUAGCGAAUGUGUCGAGCAUCUCGCUGACCAGGCAUUACGGAAGCGGUCCAGAGGAUGCAGUCAAGCCUUGUGAAUAGCGUCCUCUACCACGCUUGGCACAGUUAACCUGAGGAAGCCGAAGUGAAAAGGUUUACCGGGGUUGGCAUUUUGUGUUGUUCUUUUCUAUGAAAUCUUCGGCGGUGGACUUUGAUAAAUAUGGAAGCUGUAAAAGUAGGCUAGUUUCUCUUCUUCGACGUGGUUGAUGAAAAGUGCGCGUGGUAUAUGCAUGCCCUCGGGGAUCCGUGGGUCAAUUUAUUUCAAAUUGCAGUAGCGUUCCAGCUGACUUUGUACACAACCUUUCAAAACCAAUACUUCUCCUUGUUAGAUCUUUAGAUUGAGGAACUUCUGGCCCUCUUUUGCAGGAGUCUUGUCCUCAGGUGGCUGAAGUCCAUGAAAAGAUAGUCAUUUAUGAUAGCACAGCCUUCUGUUUUGCCUGUCGGGCGACCUUCUUAGUGUACAUUUUUUUGCUGGCUACUGUGACUGCCAUGAAUUUCCUCACAUUUUUUGCCAGUUGACAGACGAUUUUGGAGUUAUUCACAUGCCGUCAAUGUGCUUGUUUUUUGUUCGGACGAAUUGGCAUAUCCGGUUAUAAGUAUCUGCUGUUUGCUCCUUGCCAUUUGUCGAGUUGUUCUACGCAUAAGCCACUCAUUGUUACUUUUUAGGGAACACCCUUUUUCCGAAUAUUCCGCUACUCCAGGCGAACCUUCCGUUCCUAGCCCUCAGCCCGCGGUAUGAGUGAACUGCUAAUUUUAAAUCGUAUUUCCUACUUUCUUGUCGAUCUAAUCAGCUUAGUGCACCUUCAGCGGUCUUUACUAAGCUAAAGGUCCUAAGAAUUUCUCGUACUAUUUAUUCCCUUCCAUCGAUGGACCGACCCCUACAAGUUUUCUGUCGCCAUUAGGGUUCCAGAUCAAGUUCUUCUAUUAAUUGCUCACAGACCACAACUUCACCUCAGGUUUACUUUGUGGAAAGAUUCGUCUUUAUUAGGUAAGAAAGCCUAACAAACAACUGUUUAUUUUCACCAUGUGUUCGCAAAGGACAGCGCGCUAACUGUUCUGCCAACGGAGAUAAUUAUUUGUACGCAAAUGCAGUCGAUCUCGCUGACACAACUGAACACAGCAUAACUCUCGAAGAAGUCAUUUCGUCAUUGGAUCGUAUUCUCCCUCACACGUAAACUGCGCCAACCAGCUUCACAUCCUAAAUGGCAACUACCGGGGAAUCAACAAGAGCUGGGUUUGUAACUGUUCCAGCCGACAAAGAAUAAACAACUGUGGUUUUGGAUAAGUCGCGAACGACGUUGUCUGCUGUGUGCCUCACUGUGUGGUGGGCACAGAACAAUGAAUUGCGCUUGAACUUGUUUAGUGGUAGUAGACCUGCGAUGUAUCUGCCACACUUUUCUCCCUCGAGACGGAUUCAGAACGACCGAAGGCGGACUCAGUUGCAGUCGACCUCACCUUCAUUUUAGACCUGUCGUACAUGUUUCACGACAUGUUUGACACUACUCACACGAACGAGUUUAUGUUGCAAAAAAAACGAACGGUAUAAAAUGACAGCUGCAAAAAUAUAACUCAAUAAAGCAUGAAAUCGCUCAUUGUUGCAUUCUUCAAAGCCUUUAUAAGACUGUAUCGACGAUUUACACGUCAGUCUUGGUGCCACCUAGCCUGAAGAGAACAUUGUGGGGUCCCUUAUGACCUGGCAGUAGGAAAGAUUUUAUAAUCUUUUACAUUAAAACUUAACAUAAACAGAAGAUGGUAGCCGAAUUCCUCUCCUUUCUUAACUGGCGACCACUGGCUGCGAUCGACGCGACGUCCUUUCGCACUUGCAUCCAAUACUAAAAAUGAUGCAAUGGUGUCGACAAAGACUACGUAGAGGUAGUUUCAUUCGGACUUCCAGUCGCCAAUAUGCUUUAUUUUUUCCUGCAAAAAAACAUUGUUUAGGUGCAUUCUACGUCUCGUACUUCCUUCCUAUGGUUAUACUUUCACAAUUGGUAGGCCUCAUUGCAUUUUAAAGGAACACGUAAUUUAAAAGCACGCUUGUGACAAAACUUACACUUUUCAGAUUUUUCCAAAAGAGACCUUAUCAUGUGUUGUUCGAAAACAUAAGCCUGUUCAGGUUGCGACGCUAUUUUUAUGGUCACAUAAUUUCUUCUUUUUAUUUACCUGAAAGUCACAGCCCAAGCUCUGAGCCAACUCUGAUAAUUGUCGCAUAAUUUCAGUCUGCAUAAUCAGUUUAGGAAUUAAACACCUGUCAUUUGACUGACAUUUUAACGGGAGUUAUUGGGCGCAGUGCCCGGUUCCCGAGGUCUCCUCGCUUUCCUGUACAUUUGUCACAUAAAUAGAUUUUCAAAGAUGAAUUAUCCUCAUAGGUAGGGCGCGUAUAUGUGCACUACCUCUAAACUAUUUUCCCACAAAGGGCCUUUUUGGGACUUUAGAACAAGUAUGCAGCGUAAAUACGAUUUUACCUUUCUAUAUAUUUAACAAAACUGGGCUUCCUUUCUUAAAAGGCCCCUAUUACUACCAUGCGCGUGUUACAGGUAACCUUUCACAAUGGUUCAGGGGUACACAUACCAGUUUCCGAUCUCAUUAUUGGAAUGUAACACGUCCCGACAAAGCAAGUUGCCAUUUAGGGAUUAUGAGAACUUGCAUUGCCUCUAUUCGUCCCUUUCUAUCCAGUCUUGGCGAUCGCGAUAUACGUGGAUAAGUGAAUUUGCAUCACACGGUCCAACCACAGUAGUUAUCUCUGUUAGACUUGAAAGUUUAGAAUUUCGUGUGCGUUUUCAGGUCUGCAUGCGCAGCAGUCUGGUGCAGUGAGGUUAUCGAUUCCGUUGUCGUGUGUCUGCCCUAUCUAGAUACCGCCAACGCAAGGUCGCUCUUACGAAGCAAAUUGCACCCAGCGACUCCACAUUUCUUUCACUUGCCAUAAAUGUCUGGCAGAAGUUUCAAUGCCACACUUUUUAAAGUACUUAGCACGCCUCCCUUUACAAUUUUACGAAGGAUGAAUAAAAAGCGCUACACUGACGGGUCUGCUGACUAGCCGAAUUUAACCCAUGGUCCUUCCACACUACCACCCCAUGUUUCUUUAAAUAGUCGAAGUGGCAUGACGUGCGUUAAAAGGCUUUGCUUGACAAUCGAGUCUGCACCUGAGCGGCGCCGAUUAUGAUGAAAUGCCUCCCUGUUAGGCUUAUUCCCUGGUUGGUGAGUGGAUCAAAUCGUCCUCGUUGGCAAAUAUUUUACGGUGUGCUGUGGCAGAAUAGAUGUUGAGGGGGUAAGCGUAUCUCAUCACGGCUUGCUUUUCGAAGAGAAAUUUUAGUAUUCAUCGUUGUCAGAUCAAGUGGACAUACGUGAAUGUAUUUACUACGCAAACCUCAUCAGAAAUGAACAGUUCAUUUGUAUGUGCUGUGUUUGAAAUUAGUUCUUUUGCUUUUUUGUCCUCUCCAGUUGGAUCCUUAUUUAAAAACAGUGUCCAAACUCGACAUAUCGACGCAUUUUAUGUGCCACCACUUGCCAGAACUAAAUGAGGUCAUCCGCCUACUAUUAGUCCUCUGAUCCGCUAUGCGAUAGUUUGGCCUUCAUAACCUACGUGUGCACUGGGUGUCCCACUGCAUGGUGGGCUCAUGGACGAUGACUUGAGUGUGAAUUAGUUGGUAUUGGUUGUAGACUUGCGCCGCUUCUACCGCACUAUCUCUUAUUUCACCCAUCCGAGCCCACUGUCAGGACAGAGUCGAGAAGACCAACGGCGGGAUCGAGCGUAUUGACUGAAAAGGCUAAGUAGCUCGUCCGCUCGUGUCAUACACGCCUGGUCCGCACUCAGUGGACCAGAAUUUCGCCUAAGCAAAGUGACGAUUCCGAUCUAAACUGAGUGGGGGUGCCAUGAAAAGCCGCAUUGAGAGAGAACCAUUGCAGCCUGACACUCAGUCCUGGGAAGGAUCGAGUUAUCUCGUCGGUUGGCAUCCUUCCAAACCACGACUUUUUAGCCCACUGUGGCAGUUGAAAAACGCGUCCGAUUGUUCAUAGUGAGGAAUAUGCGCUGGGUGCCGGCAGGAUGCAGUCUCCAGAGUCGACUUCACUCUCCCCUACCCCUCUCAGUCAUCACUUCACUGCCAAAGCCGCUAAGUCAUCUAGUACGGAGAUGGGACGCAAUGCCUGACAGAGCUAGGCAGCUCGUCUGCGCGAGCCACACACGCGGCUUGUCCUCUCGCACAGCUCACCAGGACUCCACACAAAGGGGGUGGGUAACUCGGACUUCACAUGCGUGAAAAUGCCGUAGAGGUAUGGUUUAGGAGGAGCUAUUGAGGUCGACUCUUAGUCCACCUUUCGACCACCCCACACAAACACACUGAGUUAACUGCCAGGCCUCAGUUGUACCGUCAGUUGAAUGUAGUAGCUUGGACGCCUUUUCUGCAAGGCGCGUUGUUAAAUCUAGUAGCGGUCAUGUUUCACUUCCCUCUAUAAGUUAUCUUAUAUACCGUCGAAGUUUAUUUAUUGUAUUUAUUUGCUGUGUUAUCAACUGCUUUUUGAACCGUCCCUUGCAUACUUCUGUUGACUUUCAACCAAUUCUCAUUUCUGUCUUUCUCUCAAGGGAUGCAAUUAUGUGCCUCUCGAGUAAGUUAACCUUUAAAGAGGUCGUUUGCCUUGUUGACCUGCUUAAAUAACCGCGUUUUGCCGACCGUCGUUCUGCCUUUUCAGAUGACAUUGUAUAGGUUCGUUUUCAAAGCCGUUCAAGAAGGUCAUUGUACUUAAACUCAUUUAAAAUUAGGAUCCGAAAAAAGAUGUUGAAAAUAACUUUUCAGGAAGUGCCGUCUACUUGCCACUGUUUUGCAGAAUUAACGUUUAUUGUCAACUGACUGCACUCUUUUGUAUGCCGACGUUUGAAACUGAAAGUCAGCCGACUGGAAAGCUUAAAUGUGUAUUUAAAUAAUUUCUUCCAUAUGCAUACUUUCUGACCUGCAUUAUCUCUUUUCUGAGAAGUCGGUUUCAAGAAUCGACCACAACUGUAAGAUGAAUUCUGUAGUUUAGUGAACUUCGGCACAGAGAGAGACAGGCCUUGUUUUGGAAGUAUCGUUCCGAAAUUCCCAGCAAAUAAAGCUUCCAUUCACAUUGGAUAAAAUGGGUAAGCAAAACAGAUAACACCAGAAGAUCAAAAGCGAUAACAGCCGACAUCUUCGAGAAUCGCCGGUGAAUGAGUUGCAAAACUCGUGUCAGAUGUGAUUUCUCUCAAAACGGUGCUAACGUAAUGUGCACAUGACCUCCUUAUUGUAUUUUAGACAAACAAACAGGGGAAAAAUCAGUAUACAAUGAGUAAAAUAGGUCAAUGGGUGUACAUUUAACAAAAGUCCCAUGUGAAUGGGGAGUAGACAAAUGGCGACUCAAUUCCAAAAACCCAACACUUAUUGAAGAAAGGGUGGAACCAGUGAAGUUUUGAUAUAAAAUGCGCCUUAUUCGUUAUUAUUAAGUUUGGGGCUUUUAUCCGCCGUAAGUCGAAACUCGCCUUCACCUGAAUUUGCUUCAGGUAAUAGAUUUGCAACGCAGACUGGCACGAUUUCCUAAAUAAUCAAUGUAUAAUUUAUCAAAUUACUACCAGACUCACUUAGUGGAUAGGUGUCGUGGGUUCUAAUCCCAUUGAGGCUGCCGAUUUUUCCACAGUUGGGUCAAACGGACAGGAAUUUACUCACAUAUUCCCGAAUAAAUGGCACCUAUCCCCUCUUUAGGUUCCUAGGGCGAUUUCAGCAGCAUAGAAUGCUUUAAUGUUGCUAUUUACACAGUGCCUUAGUGAUGGGAUUCUGCCUACCGCGAGACAUUUUCCCACACUUUCGAAAUAUUAUUUAAUAGGCUUAACUCAUUUCUCUGAUGUUAUGUCGCGAGUAAAUCAUUGACCACCGUUCUUCUUCAGUCUUUUCCAGCUGCUGGAAUCAGUUAGUCACCCGCCCCUAAUGAAGCCUUUCACUACUAAUUGGUCCAUUUUGACAUUUUUUAAAGCACUGCUUUCGGCGGUGACUAUGGAGUUGCAAAUGAGGGUGGUCGUGAAGGCAAUGUGAGUUUUUUUCUAUCUCCUAUCCACAGUCGAGCUUCAUUUAUUGUGCGUAUGUUUAUGUUCUUGUUGAUGUCCAGUAAUCUAUAUUCUGCGUGACGUUAGUCGAUAACAUGGCAAACUUUUUUGCCGGACUCAAGCGCUUCGUAACCCAACUGACAAACAUUUCCAUUACCAGUUAUAUGGAAUAAUGUAAGAUCGUUGUCUGUUGUGGGCAAGAGCACACUCGGCCCGUAUUAAGCAGUCCUAGAUUUUGGCGGUUCACGGUGAUAGAGAGAUUAAAAAGCAGCUUUCCUACCUUUCCUAUCGACUGCUUUCUCUCCUUUCUAGCUGUAUGAAGAAUCACCACCACCGCUGCCCAUAAGGAAAUCGUUCGGGAUCUCCCAACCCCGUACCACUAAAUGCCCAGGUACGCAGCCUACGAAGCCAACACCCAUUUCGCCAUCUCUGUCGAGAGUGGAACUGCAGCAGCCUGAAUUACAGUCGCCAGAACGAUUAAAGCAUCAAUCCGACUCAGCAACUCGACCGAUGUCAACUCUACUUUCCCCAUCUGCAGGUCUUCCCAAGACAUUCGUUGCCGAACUACGGAUGAAGCUGGUGUGUCUCAGUUCAGAUUUCGAAUGAGAAGUUGGUUUUCUGUUGAAAUAAGGCUAACUGCCACAUUCUUUUGAAAUUUUAGCCCCCAAGAGUCGACAAGUAAGUAUUUUGUUUUAUGCCCAGAUAACACUGCUGUCGGAAGUAUCACCAACAGGUUUAUCGGGAGGCUGAACGUAAAAUGUAUGGCUCUUCGCCCAUCAGAAGUACCCCGAUCCCGACCUAAUAGGCCAAAGUGCUUUGAACCAGGAUUCCGUUGACCAAUGAGACGAGCUCUACCAGUUCGAUCGCGAGCUCAUGUCCCGUUCGCUGCUGUCGGAAAUUUCCAUCAGCACGGAAGUAACGUUCCCCCACCUAUCCUUAUUGUGUUCCAGAAUUUGAUCAUACUGUUUGGCCUUGGAGGUCCGGCAUACAGUCCGCGCUUAACACGAUCGAUGAGUUAGAACUGAUCAUCUUAUUUCCACAUCGAGUAUUGACUACUCAGCAAUAUGAGGACUGAAGACUGGAACUGUAGGGAAGAACGGAAUCACCUGUGUGCUUUUAAGUAUUUCCAGUAUCAACUGAUAGAACUUGGGACCGUGGCUCAAGUGUUUGGCGGUUUCAUUCAAAUGCCUGAUGAGUAACCACCCUGUCAUAUGUUUCCAGCCCAGACUUAGGGUAUAGCUGGUUGUUGAUAGCAAUGUCCGGUUGUCACUGUCGGUAGCAGUUUGCAAUUAUUACUUGCUUCUUGUUGUUUUACCUGGUAGGGCUCCAGUCUGGGUCUCCAAGACAAGAUGAAAUGUCCGUUUUUUAUCUUACAUUCAGAAAAGAUCGAUAAGUGUCACAUUUCUAACACUUCAGUAUUUUGGAAAGUAUUCAAAUGGUCCCCUUUGGUCCUGCUAGGCUCCAUAUACAAGCAUACAGUAGAGACCGAUGCAUAAUUACAAAAACGAUGUACACCGAAGGUAAAUACUUACCAAACUGAUGCGCAUAGCACAUAGUCUCAGUUGUAGAAUUCCAGACCCAUGCGCUCCCUUAAUAGUCAUAUUUUUAAAAGCUUCCUUAUUAGUGUAUUUUUGACUCCAGCAUCUAAGUCCAUCUGCUCCGAUGGAAACAAGGCGCUAAAGAAUUCCUAAGCUAUUUGUAGAAAGUGUUGUCUCUUUGUGGAGUAAUAUUUAAGAGCAGGCAAUGUUUAUUUACUACCAAAUUUUAUUCAAAAUAUUUCUAUAAACACAAACUAUGUUAGAUAAUGCAUAGACUUCAAGAACGCCCUUGUGUGCUUAUCAGAAUACGCCUACAGUGCUCUUAAAAGUGAAAGACCGCACCUACAAGCUCUUGAGCCACAAUUCUUGAUUUAAGCUGCUUAACUUUUGCAUCCUUGUUGAAUAGUAGAAAUUGUGCUCUACAGCCCUUGAAUGUCAACGGCCUAGUGUACGCGUGAUGGGAAUUCCUAGGUUUGUUGUCCUGACUGAAACUGGUCUCUAGGAAGGCUACCCCGCACAGACAAACGUUACGGUAGAUGAAGGAAUUUCGAGCACCAUUUCUUUGGUGGUGGUGGUGGUGGUGGUGGUGGUGGUGGUGGUGGUGGUGGUGGUGGUGGUGGUGGUGGUGUUGCAAUACGACACGACACAUUCAUCGUCGCAAGCGACGAUGUCCAUCACUGCCUCACGAACUGGACCCAUCGACGGUUAUUUGUACGUGAAUUUAUGCAUGGCGAUUCGGACUUUCACCGCAUCUACCUCACCUUUCACACCCACUGUGCUCCGGUGGGAAGACAAGAUUGGAUCAAUCGCAGGUGGGCGUGGACGCAUUGGCUCGUCCAGGCGCGUCGCACACGACCCCGUCCCCAGACCCACAUGAAACAGCCUUUGUUCAAGGGGGUCCACGCAUCUGGCUCGCGUAGGUGAUAAUUCUCCAAGGCUGCAUUGAGAGUCACUGCAGUUGGUAACCCAGCAAGCCAAAAAUUUUAACGUGUCCCGAUAGAUUCAAGUUUUUCAUCUUUAUUCUACCGGAGCAUGUGCUGAUUUGUCGUAAGGAUGGGUUCCUGAUGCCGGCCUCGUUCUCUCGCCUCUUACGUGGGCCUAUGACUCGUCGGAGUUAAUGAAAUCUAAUGGGAUACUUAACUUGUGCAAUAGCAAAGCGACAUUCCUGCUGAGUUAUAAGAGUCCUCGGCAGUGUGAUAACUUAGCUCCGCGGGGUGAUCGAGCAAAGGCGGGAAAUGGCCUGGGCUCGCCCAUUGUUUCGUCCUCACAGAGGGAAAUUAAACUCCUCGAAAAUGCCGUAAAGAUCUUUCCCAGGUGGCCUCCGUGGAUGUGGCUCAAGGAUUAGAUUGAACCAUACGGACGAUUGGCUUGAAAGUAUUAUGACGCGGCCUGGUAUUCAAGAGAUCCCACGAAUCGUAUGCGCACUUAACUGUUGUCCCCAACACCAACACAGUAAAGAGAGGAAACGCAGUCGGCCGUGAGAAAAUGUACUAAUAACCUGGAGGUUCUUGCCACUGAAACGCUGGGUGUAUUUAUAGCAUCCCGUUCAGGUUGGCUAAUAUUCCGUCCAAUGCGCUUCCAGAGAAAGUUCUGUAAGAGUCGAGCGGCUCCUCACAGACAUGGACUAAUCAGAUCUGACGUGAGCACUGUGGCCACAACCAAUGCGGGACGCUGUCAAGCGCUCGUUCAUGGCAUGCAACGUGGGAGACGCGUGCACGCGCUUUUCUGUGAAAUUGACUCCUCGUGGGAAUGCAGACAUUCCCAACAGAAAGACUAGUGAGGCAUGGAGGCAUCUAGCCACCACUGCCUGUAGCGCCAAACCGCCAGGGAAGACAACUGUAAUUAUGAUGCGUUCUUCCCCCUCCCAUGAAUCCGAUGUCGUUGUCCAAGUGCAGCUGAUAAAGUAUUCAACUCGAAAGUCGCUUUUAUAUAAUCUGUCAAGCCAUGAAGGCGGUUCUUGAACUUCUGAAGCAAGGGCAGGAAAUGUUUUGAGUACCGCUGUGGUGCUAUCCGUGACAUCGUCAAUGCCUGUUCUGUUGGACAGCCGUACCAAAUACUAAAUAGUAAAAUCACUACCGGAAUUAUACUAACCUCACUUUUGGUAGCACCAAGUCCGUCUGCUUGGUCAGCACUGUUCCUGCAAUCAUUAUUGCAACCCAAGUCAUCUAAAAACUCCAGCUGUGACCGCCACAACUCCUUUCCAUCUUUUUAGUGAUGUCUCUGAACGGGUUGAGCCCUCAACUAAGUCAUUUUGUGAAGAACCUCCUGUUUGCCCGCCAAUUACAACACGUCAGGUAGGUUUAUUUUUGGCCUUGCAGUUCUUCCGCCUCUCCUUUCAUUUGUCUGGCUUUGAACGUUCGUUGAAAAUUGGCCUUUUCGCAGAUUUUCCACACUUACGUAAAUCAUCGUUUUCUCACAAGAAACUUUAGCAGUGCGAAGUCGACGAGACAUACAGAACCAAAUGAAUUCCAUGAAUCUCGUAACCUUAAUCAGGCCUGACGGGUUUUUGAUGUAACCACAGCUCUCAACUAUCCCCUCUCGCAUCAGCGCACUUCCCCCCCCUCCCACGCCUUUUGCGGACAACGUUUCCUGUUGCUUAUACAUCCAUCCCACUUGAUUGUGAUAUAAUGCUUCCUUGAUUAACAGCUUGUUUAAUAAGUGCGCAGUAACCAUCUGCAGUUAUGCAAGAGCACACGAUACCUUCGGUGUCAUUGAAUUAUGUCUGUUUCGUCACCUUCGCCCUGUCAAAAUCUUUUAGAGUCAUAACAGUUUUUGAUUUAAUGAUAGAAGGGCGCUCACCAAUCGCGCUACGGAACUCACUCGUCCCAUAUUUCCUUGGAGCUCUCGAGCUCCGCCAGCAGCCGCUCAGCGGCGUGUAAUAUAAGCAGGAUGACUUUACUGGUAAAAACAAGGGAGACUGGAAUGGCCAUUUCUGGCUUAUUAGUCGUCUUCAGCUAGUCAUACCCAACUCCGAAGUGCGCAACACCAGAGGUUCGAUUUCACGACCUGUUGGUUAGAAGUCCAACAUCCCUAUCCACUGAGCCACGGGCUCGUCCUGUAUGCAAUGAUAGAGGGGACUCUCACCCACUACCCUUGUAUAUACCUGAUCGCAAGUCUUCAGUUAUUGGGUGCUUGAACAUAAUCGAUACCGAGUAAAGACCAGUACCAUAGUCGCAAAUACCUUUUUGGAGAGAGAAUGAAACUGGUCCGCCUCUGUUUCCUAUGGGUAUCCGCUGUACGGGCUGCACGCAGGCAAAUAAGUUUUCAUGAACGAACCCCCCGUGAGUCGACCCCUAAUUAUGCUGUACAUUGUGUGCAAAUAGGAAGUUUAUGUGCUUAUUACUUUAAUUUCAAUCACAGCUUCAAGUUUCCUCCGGUUUAUCGUAUUCCUAUCUGAAAUAGUUAUUUCCGGGAUCAUAAACCAGAGGUCUCAACAACUCUGAAGGCGUGGGCAAAACUGCGAUAGUUGAUCUUUACAGUGGUUUUUAUGUAUACUUGUCCUUAGUAGUCCUGUCCGAUCUGCACAUCUGCAAUACAAUAGUUCGACCAUCGCAGAUGACGACGUUUACCCUCCGCCCUACAGUGGGCGCAGGAGGAUUACUUGUGCGCGAGUUAGUUUAUAGUUAGACAAGCUUGCGCAACAUUUGUCUCACUCACUCAUCCCUCACUCAGCUGCCUCAGAUAGCAAGACACUGCCGAAACGACCGGAGGUGGUCUCGAACGCAGUGACCGACAAAGCUUGACUGCCCAUCUGCGUAUGCCACACGCAAUUUAGCCGCCGCAGCAUGAAUCAGUCUUUUUGUGGGGACGAACGAACCUUACGUCAGUGAGAGUGGCAUAAGGGACCAUGUUAACGAGGAGCCAUUGCAGUCUGGCGCUCAGCCCUAAGAAAGACCUAGUUAUCUCAUAAUGUGGCAACCUUAGUGCGUUGUGAUAGAUUUAGGCCUAUGUUGAUGAGAAUUGCACUGUGCCGUGGGAACGGAUUCCUUAGUGUCGACCUGAGUCUUCCGUCUCCCAUGCGCCAGUCAACUGUCCGAGUCUGUCGACCAGGUGGUACUGGGAUUGGCCGCUGUGGCUAACGCAGCGUGAAUGUCUACGCCUCGGUGUGCCAACACACUUCCACCAUGUGUAGGACAGUAAUUGUCGGUUCGCGCGGACUUUGUUCGACGCGUGUUGAACGCGUGUCGUGAGCCUAACCGACCGACGUUUCGGUCCAUCGCAUCUACUGCGCGGACGGUUGUGUGGCAUUAUCUACGGUACUAUGCGAAUUCAUUUAGCAUUCUGUCCAACGAUCCGCGACAUGUGCAGUGUGCUGUAGGGUGUGGAAUUGAAGACCAGAUAGAAGAGUUGCUUGGCUUUGUAAGUUACCGCGUCCACGCCCACUACCGGUCGUCUUGACCGUCUCUCGUCAUUGUAACAUGUUAAGUUUAGGGAGAGUUACAGUAGUUGGGUUAACUCAUGAAAUUUCGAUCGAAAUUCCGAAAUGCCUUUCCGUUUUGAGAAGAUUAAGUAGGGUUGUAAAACCAAUCAGUCCGAAGUAUAAUUCUAUAAUAAUUCAGUUGCGUCAGGAUGCGGGUUUUCGAAAGAACUUCCUUCCGGCUGUAUGCAAAAACUAUACUCUGUAAAAAAUGAUUACUUAUGUAGCAUGAAUUUUCCUCUUCAAUUUUCGAUGCCCCUAAAAGUCCAAUUAUAGUUCAUGGAAAACAUGCAUAAAGCUAUUCAUUCUUUUGCUCAUUCGGUAGAAAAUUACAUAUUCUUUCAAUUUUAUGCUCGAAGGUGGGACACAAUUCGGUUCUAAACUUUUAAUACCGUGAAAUGGCCGUUCAUAAAACGCCCUGUCACUGCAUUUACCAGUAUGGCUUGUAAAGUUAACCAUAUGGAUCAAAUCCACUGCUAAAUUAUAUGAACCCUAUAUGGUCUCCCCUCAGUACCGUAGAUAAAUAUGUGGUUCUCCGUACGCGGAAAAUACAUGGCUUGUAUUUUGGAAACCGUGAAUGCAAGCGUGACGGCAGAGCGGGUCCAAAAAUAUUCGGAAUUGGAAAACUCUUUGAAAACUGAAUAAUACCCUUCCUUCGAGUAUGAAAUUGGAAGAAGACGUAAUUUACUACCGAAUGAGCGGAAAAUGAAUAUUUUUAUACAUGCUUUCCAUAAAAUAUAAUUGGACCUUUAAGAGAAAAAUUCAUACUACUGAAGCAGUCAUUUUUUACAGAGUAUAGUUUUUGCAUACAGCCGGAAGGAAGUUCUUUCGAAAGUCAGCAUCCUGACGUAACUGAAUUAUUAUAGACUUAUAUUGCGGACUGAUUAGUUUUGCAACCCUACUUACUUAAUCUUCUCAAAACGAAAACGCUUUUCAGAAUUUCGAUUGAAAUUCCAUGAGUUAGCUCACCUACUGUAAGUGAGAUGGAUACGUUGCACGUCACGCGGUCCACCACUGCGCUAACCUCAUCGAGCAGGGGUGGAUGGCGUCACCUGCGACUGACUUGGCAUCUGCGGUGUCGAGACAUUCCCUGUGCCCAAAUUACUUAAUUACUGCUCCUACGAUCGAUUAGGCCAGAAGGUUAGUUUGGAGUUUACCGUGACUAAGAUUUUCAAUUUAAUCAGUUUCCAUUCCUACAUCGUGCUCUACAACUCCAUUUUACACUCUUAGAAUGCUUUUCCACGUACGCCAUCCAAGUGCCCACUCAAAGGAAUUGCGAGGUAUUUGGACCUGGGAAGAAGAAUAAUUUCUCCAGACCAGAGUCUGUGUUAACUAGACCAACUUUUGGGCACUCUUGGUGGCUGCUUGCCAUAUCGAUUUUUUGUACAAGUUGCACUUCACUCCAAUGCCAUUGCUGGCUGUACGAACGUACAUGUGCAUGCAUUAUCUUUCGUCAGAAAUCUUUCUUUGGUUGAGUCCACAGUCAUAAAAACCGAAUUGCGCAGUAUGCCACAUUGCCACUUUACGGACUUGUAUUUUAGCGGAGAUUGAAUUUCUUUAGUCUGCAAAUUUUUCCCCCUAAUGUCGACCUGUAGUUUUGUACACCUGCCUGUUCGCGGGAUGGAUACAUUCUGUACGAAGUUCGCGCCCUACCCAUAGAACUUGGGUAUUUUGACGGAAAUUUCAUUCCCUAUUUUCUGGACAAGACCAUUAAGUUGACCUCACGUCAGUCUGGAACAGUAAAGCAGGCAGCAGUGAUUUUUCGGACUGGCGUUGUCCUCGAUCUCAUUCAUAACGUGAGUGGUCUCAUCGUUAUUUGACAGGGGGCUAUCUCUGCGCGUGACAGUGGUGUAGUUGGACGUACCUGUUAAUGGCAAGAUACUGCUAUUAACAUCGUCAUUGUCCCUCGGCAUGUCACCGAGAGCCGUAAUUCCUUCGACGUUAGCGCGAAUAGGAUGCACACAUCGUCGUAGAACUCGUUUCUCACCUCGCCAUAGUUUUUUAUUUGGGGCGCCAGUACCGACGAUUACGUCACGUUUCUCCCCAUGGAAUAGAGCCCUUAUUGUCAUGAUGGGUUCGUUGCGUCUCUGUGAGAUGGAAGACAUUUGUCUCUCGAUGUAGGUCCUGAGGCCGAAAGUGAUUCCAGCCUAUCACUACUUUUCCUCUGGACGUUUAGUAGAAGAGACCAUAUCCCGUAUUUACUUCGUUCUGAAAAACCAGGCCUCGCCAAAAGCCGCAAUGUCCACAAUGUAUCGAUCCAGUUUGCAAGUGACCAGGGCUCUCCUCCUAUCCAUUGGGUUACCCAUAGAAUCGUCUACAAGUAACUAGCUUUCCUGAUAUUCGGAUCGAGAAAACAAACCCUUGUUACUCGGAGAAGGGGAUGGGAGCGCAUUUUGGCUGUUUGUUCUGUUUUGACCGCUUUUAUGGCCUCCUGCGGUCACGGUCAUUGCAUGGAUGAAGGGAAUCGGCGCUUUUGAUGGCAUUGUUUGGCCUCUUCGUCACAAGGUAUAGGCAGUCUGUUGUUUAUUAGGGCUUUUGCGACACUCUCGAGGAUUGCCGAAUUCCAUUAUGGCUCAUGUAUAAUAGAGUGGGAGAAUGACCCGACUUGCAUUAGGAGUGGUGGGAUAAUUGUAAUUUACGGGAUGUCGACUUACACACAUGGAGCACCAUAAUUCAAUUUAGCCCGUCAGUCGAGUGUGUUCACUGUGGAGAGCAUAGCUUCGUAGAGUCGCUGAGGAGGUCUGGGUGCCAAGUUAACUUUGAUGUACAAGUAUUCUCCAUGUCCAGCGAUGCGUUUGCUGAGAGCGUAAAUCAGCAAACAUCCAUUUGUCUCUCAGAUUUAUCAACGAACCUGGAAUAACUGCAUCGGCGUAACGUGGGUACCGCCACAUGAUACCUGCCACAAGCUGAUGCUUCGGCCGUCGCAAGCAAGGAGGACCACUGCCAUCCCUGGAACUGUGCGCAACCGUGGCGUGUAUGUGUUCUGACCUCACGCUCGUGACCCUGGACCUUUGCUUGCCACGCGCGUGUGGCGUGUUGUCUAACUUUCAGUAUGGGCAGCAUACAUACGUCUAUGCCAAUUCGUCUCAUAAUUUCCUCACUAUGAACUGUCGAAUUCUUUUUACAGCUAAACGACGCACUGAGCUAAUAAUCGUGGCUCGGAAGAAUGCCAACUGGCGGAUUUAGUCAAGGAAGGGUGCCCAUUUCCGUAUCCUAACCCUUACUUUGACCAAACCCUAACUCUGAUACUAAUACUAACCUUAACUCUAAUCUUAAUCCCCUGAAGCUUAGCGCAAGGAUACCCGUAUUACGGACGGUACCCAUUCCCAUGUACUCCCGUAACCACAUUCUGCGUGCCGCAUGCGGACAUCGGUUCUAUCGUUUCGUUCACGCGCACUUCCAUUCGUUUCUUUCAUGUUUUACCAUUAAAAAAAGGUGAAAGCUUGAUGAGAGUUAAAUGCGGUGCCGCUACUACGUGUCGAGCUCCUGCGCGAGUCAUCAUCGCGAUCUCGGGGAAGUUGUGGUCUUCGUUGCUUGCGAUGAGUGAACUAGCUGUAAUGAAAUAAACAUAUCAUUUUUUCACCGUUACGACCACAGAACGUUGCCAGAGGUACUUAGGUAAGUGGGAGGAAAUCUGUUCUAUCCACAGGCCACUUUUUUAUUCUUCCAAUCACCGGGGGUAGUAGCCCUCUAACCUCCCUUUCGUCUUUUGCAUGUAGUUACCCAACGCGUCGAAACUCCCUGCUACUCCUCCGAAGCACCGUCCUGUGCUCGUCGCGGGGACGCCAUGUGAUCCUCCACCAACCCCUAACCGAUCGCGGGAAGUACCUGGCCUGGUUGGUGUUAUCAAGGUGACUAUUAGUACCGUAGUGUCACUGCACGGCCUAUUGAUUAUUGGUAAACCCUGUCUUUCGUCACAUGUGUUCACUAGUCGGGGUUCAAUGGACAAUUAUUUACCAAUAUCCUAAUAGUUGUCACAUUGGCUCACUCACCAGCGACCCUGUGGAUUUCAGUCUGUUAUUUUGCAUAUCUCACAACCUGCAAGUCAGGUCUAUGCAAAUGGAGCCACAUUGGGUCGUCACCGCCCCCUCAGGACAAUGUUAUCUCUUAUCGCCAAUGACUGUUAAACUUCCUUGAGCGUGGAUUCAUGAGCUCGCGAAAUGGGCAGCGCCGUUAAGUCCGGCAUGUUGUGCACGCAUGUGGUACGUUGAAGGGGAUGGGCGGACUUUCUAGUAAGUCACAGUGCCUGGCAUCAUCUCCAAUCGCCUUCACCCCGUAUUUCAUGGUGAGGGAGGCAAGUGGGAGGACCGAUCCUGUGCCGCAUGUUCUACUAAAAAUAAGGCUGCUGUACAUUUGAGCCAUUUCCCUGCUUUAACUGUCUUGACUGGGUCACCAACUAGAAGAUUCGCUAGGCCCUGGGGAAUGGGAGCCUUAUUGCAGGUAACUCCCGCCUUAGUGAGGAUGAACCUUCUCAUCCUACUACUUGAUUAUGAUCUGUAGUAAUGCACGCUGAUGCGAGUCUUUACUUCCUAGCAGCAUUAAAUGGUAUUUCAUUGUUUAAGAAGUGAAAUUGGUUUUCGUGGACCCUAUUUUCAUACAGGAACGGUGAUCGUCUUCAACACAAACACCAUCCACCGUUCAAGGCACGUUUUUUUCCUUGGAGUGUACUAGGCAGGUGUCUGUAGUAGGUAGUCUCGUGAUUCCUACUUACCUUUUUAUAAAUCGGUGUCGACGCGGAUGCAUCUCUCCAAAAUGCGUCCAUGAUUGGAAUUUUUGUCCUAUAGACUGGUCCUUUAUCUUUUAGGACAUGCUGAUGUGACCUAUACUACGUUACUGUGGACCUUUAUAUGAUCUUUUUCAUCUUCUCUUCUUCCGCCACAGCAAGCCUGGGUCAUUGUGGAAAAGCCGGAUACUGAAACAAGGCUACCUGUUGAGGUAACUGUUCCUGCUCGCGUGGUGUGCGAUCAUUGUUCCACGUUUUGACGUAAAUGGCAUGACCUUUUGUUUUUGUAGCAGGGCGAAGUUCUUCGAUGGAUCAAUUUUGAUGAUGACGUGCUCAGCGGCGCUACUGAGUUGACGGAUGACACAUUCUUAGAAUGUGAGAGAUGGAGCGGCGAGAGUGUAGUCCUACCUUCUGAGUGUGUCAGCGUUCUUCGCGACAAACUUGAAGUUGCUAAGUACUUGACCAAGCGUCCGCGAGCCGAAAUGCUAGAGGACUACAUUUCGGAAUCGCCAGUGGAACUGCAUCUUAAGGUACUCUUGUUUUAGGAAUUUUUGUACUUUCUGUGAUUUCAAACUUCCAAAUGCACGAUUUAGUCGUCGGAUGUAAAAUCAACUCAAUUUAGUGAGCAUUAUAGACACACAAGUUUUCGUAGUUCUCUCACUCCAGAUUAACAUGACUACCUAGAUGAUGCUUUUCCUCCUUUUUAACCAGAGAAUGUGCCAGUUAUAACAUCUGGUUGGUAGCCGGGACCUCAUAUCACGGUCUCUGCUGUAACCUUUUUCCUACGCUGUUCGCAUUGGCGUUUGUCGUUGUUUCCCACUUUACCAUUCAGGAUUCCUUUUCAGCUAAAGGCCAGCCUCUCAAUCGAACUUUGAUAUUCACUAUCCCCACGAAAACAUAGCACAAUAUUAGCAACAUACUCAAUACCUUGCGGAAUUUUCGCACCAAUCGACAAGGACCGUCUUUCCUGAAGAAUUUUCUGGGUGCAUGGAUACUUGAGCAAUAUCCGUCUCAUCAUAACCGUCACCACGCACUAGUUUUCCACCGGACCGAAAGGAGUUUUAUUUUGCGUAGUCAAGUUCAUAAGAAGUGCUGUGGAAUUCACACUAAGGAGCCACAGCAGUUUGAUCCUCUGCUAGCGCUAUGUAUUUCAGCAUUCCACGCACAUUCCGGGCGCGAAUUUAAGGACUCUGUCAUUUUUUGAAUAUGCCCUUACUAGGUUGCAGUAGGAGCAGACUGAGUUGAAUGUUUCCCGUGUCCGUACCCCCGUGUAGUUGACGUGCGAGUGAGAUUCGCCACAGCGGCCAACUAAACUGUUUUUUUAUCCACACCGACCGCAGUACUACCACUUUCCAGAUCCAUAUUUUUCGUACACUACAUUUUAUCCGUGAUAUUAUGCCAGCUGAGGCGUUUUGGCGAAGGGCUUUAAGGUAAAUUAUGCGAGUAUCGGACACCAAGACUGUUUUUGCCGUUAGAUAGGAAACAACUUCUGCAUGCGUCUGAAACCUAGUCGGAUGUUGGACGGGUGGAACAGAUCUAGUCUUGAAGUUGUGGUAGACAGCGAAGCGAGGCAUCUGAUGGACAAGUGCAGCGCACGUGAACUAGGUUUCGCAAGUUUUCUGCUCAGUGUGUCAUCUUUCGCGCCCUUCUUUGGAGGCACAGACACCGCAGGGAUGGGUGGGCGCAUUUAGUGCUCCCCUUCAUUUACCCCGUUUCGUGAGUCGGCAUCAUAUAGCUUUUCAUCCUGGUGUGUUAGAAACGAUGUUCGUCGCCGAGGAGUACAAGCUGCUGUACUAUAUGGGAGGAUGACCACAGACCAAUGCGAGCAGUUAAUACGCAUUGCAAUGAGGGAAUUAACAAAAGGAUUGGAUAUUAACCCCGUCCCAGCUUUGUCGCUUCUCUUUGGUCUCUUACAGACCAUUGACUGCGUAGUUGGCAGUUUUGUUUCCGGCGACGGUUCGCCGUGCCUACCGAUCAGGUGCAAUAGUUUCGUUGCUCACACGACCUACCUAUCUUCAACAUAACUUAUAUCCAUGAACGAUGAUUAAUGCUUGAUCUAAUGUUUUUAUUCCGCUUGUGUACUUCCUUUUUAGGCUGGUGAUAUCGUCUACCUCCACAGAAAAAUGGCUGACAAUUGUUUCUAUGCGUCCAACAAGUUUGGUAAAAAAUGUACUAUUCCAGCAAACACGUUGCAUAUUUUGGCGCCCUGUGAACUUGGAGGGCAACCAUAA